Messenger RNA from Oncorhynchus nerka (sockeye salmon), 4003 nucleotides. Its product is annotated as guanine nucleotide exchange protein smcr8a-like. Gene Ontology annotation, molecular function: GTPase activator activity. Lineage: Eukaryota; Metazoa; Chordata; Actinopteri; Salmoniformes; Salmonidae. The record is from RefSeq and is a predicted model, not a curated record. The transcript has 7 exons. The coding region runs from base 83 to 2836 and encodes 917 amino acids. Gene Ontology annotation, cellular component: guanyl-nucleotide exchange factor complex.
GGUCCCCUGACCGGUCCGGACCAUCCCUGAUGACCCCAGAGUGAUCGGGUCCUUCGACCUGAACCAUUUCUCUCUGCGCAUCAUGUCUGUCGACUACCAAGCCGUAGCCCCUGGUCCUCAGCCACACCACCAGACAGCUGGUCCUUCCCUCCAGACCCUCCCCCGUCUGGCCUUCUCAGAGGACUCUAGGGUGGUGCUGGGUGACUCUAAGGAGGGGGCGUUUGCCUACGUUCACCACCUGACGCUCUAUGACCUGGAGGCCCGGGGCUUCGUCCGCCCGUUCUGCAUGGCCUACGUCUCUGCCAACGAGAGGAAGAUCAUGAUGCAAUUCCAGGAGCUGUCGCUCCUCUUCUCCCGCGCCUCCGAGUGCCUGAAGACCGGAAACCGACGGGCCUUCGCCCGCGAGCUGCAGAGGAAGCUUCAUGACCUAGAGUACACACGAUCCAUCCUUCAAGCAGCGCUUCAAAGGAUAUCCAAUGAGGGUGCGGAGAUCAGGGAGGAGGCGGAGCUGCAGAAGAUGGCCAACGAGCUUGCUAGCGUGGAUCGUUCCAUCCUGGACCACAGAUCCCUCCUCCACCAGGUCACUUCCUAUCCCAACAGGAAGUUAAAAGACCCAGGCUUUCUGCCCUACGACCCCUCCCUGAUCCCAGAGACCCUCCCCUUGACUCCUGAUCCCCCCUCCCCCUCAUACACCCCCCAGCUGGUUUCCGGGGCGUCGCUAGGGGGCGGGGGCUGGUCAGCGAGGCGGUUCGACCGCCGUCUGAAGCCGUUGGAGGAGCUGAGCGACUGCUACUUCCUGUCUCUGACGCUAGAACAGCUGGGCAACGCAGAACGCCGUCUCCGUGGAGACCAGAGUGUUCUACACAACCGUCGCAUCACACACGGGCUCUCCAGGAAGCUUUCACACACACAGUUCCUGUUCCAGCUCUGGGACCAGGAGGAAGAGGAGGACCUGGAGGAGGAGGGGGCGGGGCUAGAGGGAGGAAGCGGCGUGAUGUCGCAUCCUGUGGCGGGGGCGGGACCACCGAGCCUGGAGUCGUUCUUCUCCUGCGUGGAGGAGGUGUCAAUCAAACUGGAGACAGGAAGUGGAGGGGCGGAGCCGACACUUGAUCCUGAAGGAGAAGGAGUAACCGCGGAGACGAGACCAGGCAGCGCGAGCAGCGGAGACAGCAUUGAGGUUCUGGGGACGGAGCGCUCGUAUAGAACACAGGGACUAACCCACGUGGAACUCAGAGAGUUGUCUGGUGGGUUGGGUCAGGGUGAAGGCUGUGAUGUGGUGCGGAGUUGUGCCCCUGCGGAGGUGUGGAUGAGACGUGACGUGCGGUCCCUGGCGCGGAGGGCGAACAGCGAGGACAGUAUUGAGAUCAUCAGCACCUCAGACUCCAUCUUCCCCGACGACCUCAUCUUCAACGCCAUCACAGAGGAGGAGCCUGAGGAGCAUGGAAUCAUGGGUAGUGUAAUCCAGGAAGAGGAGGAGGAGGAGGCAGCAGGUGAGGACACGCCCAUUCAGCAGCACAGCACCCUGGGUAUUGUAGUUCACGAGCAGGAGGAGCAAACUCGGCACCAAAGAAUCCUGGGUAAUAUAGUCCAGACGGAGGGAAAGGAGGAGCUAAAGGACACUCCCACUCGGCUGCACCGCACCCUGGGUAUUGAAGUCCGGGAAUUGGAAGAGGAGAAGCCAGAGAGAUGGGACACUCCGGCCCCCUUGUCUGAGCCCCAGAGAACUCUGGUCCACCAGGUGUCAGUAGAGGGCUCCUCCCAGCAGUACGAGGGUCAUCAUGCCAACGGCGAGGUCAGAGGUCAGGCUGGGCGUGACAGCAGGCGGGUGGUGGUGCCUGACCUCCAGGUGAACUUUUCUAUCCCCUUGAGGUUAGAUGUUAGAGGUCGGGGGUCAGGGGGGCGGCGGUUGCUAGGCGACACCCCUUACAGGCUGAGUGUAGACGAGGCAUCGGACUGUAUGAGCAACGUCAGCACCUCUCCAUCUUCCUCUCUGCCCCCCACACAUCUCCAUGGCAACCACAGCGCUAGUAAUCCGCGACGACAUCAGCGCCAGAGGAGGAAGGCGGGUCCUGGAGCCCUCAGGUUCCUGCGGCAGAAUUCCUUCUCCCAGAAUGCCGUGUUCUGCCUGCUAAGUGGACGGCCGCUGGUGGUGAUUGGUGGAGAGGAGGGUUCCGUGAGGAGGACGGUCGCUGCCCUCUCGCUCUACCUGCCUUCACCUGGUCGCUAUGGAGAUGCUGUGCAGCCUUACUUGGCCACGCCUCUUCAGCUGACAGACCUGCUCACCUGGAGACUCAUCGGAAUCCACAGGACGUCUCCUACAGCUCCCAGCAUGCUUCACUCUCUGGCUCGUUACGGACGGUACCUGGCCGUGCUGGACCUGGACCAGCGUACACUGAGAAGCCCCGCCUACCACGGACACCUCAUUGGCCGGCUGGCCAACCCCCACACUCUGAUAGGUCGUGGCAGCACCUACCUUCUCCACGUGGAGAGCUGCCUCGCUGAGCUGACCGCUAAGGCCUUCCUGUUCUCCUGUUCUCCUGACCUUUCAACUCUAACAUCGGGUAGAGCUCAGAGUUCACCUGGGGGUCAGGCACCACCCAUCUGCCACAGCCACUCUGACCUCCAGCUUCCCAGCCUCCCCGGGGAGGACGAUGACUUCACGCUGACUCAGCGUCGCAGGGACUUCCUGUGUGGGCGGGGUUUCAGCGGGGAGGAUGACCUCCGGGUGAUGGACUUCCUGUCUGACCUCAUCAAACAGCACCACGCAGGAAGUGGUCCUCCGGCCCUCCGCUUCUCCUACAGUGCCGUCCCUUUACAUAGAAAUACCACAACAUAGAUAUAUAUCCCUGUCCCUUUACAUAGAAAUACCACAACAUAGAUAUACAUCCCUGUCCCUUUACAUAGAAAUACCACAACAUAGAUAUACAGCCCUGUCCCUUUACAUAGAAACACCACAACAUAGAUAUACAGCCCUGUCCCUUUACAUAGAAAUACCACAACAUAGAUAUACAUCCCUGUCCCUUUACAUAGAAAUACCACAACAUAGAUAUACAGCCCUGUCCCUUUACAUAGAAACACCACAACAUAGAUAUACAGCCCUGUCCCUUUACAUAGAAAUACCACAACAUAGAUAUACAGCCCUGUCCCUUUACAUAGAAACACCACAACAUAGAUAUACAGCCCUGUCCCUUUACAUAGAAGUACCACAACAUAGAUAUACAGCCCUGUCCCUUUAAAUAGAAAUACCACAACAUAGAUAUACAGCCCUGUCCCUUUACAUAGAAAUACCACAACAUAGAUAUACAGCCCUGUCCCUUUACAUAGAAACACCACAACAUAGAUAUACAGCCCUGUCCCUUUACAUAGAAACACCACAACAUAGAUAUACAGCCCUGUCCCUUUACAUAGAAAUACCACAACAUAGAUAUACAGCCCUGUCCCUUUACAUAGAAAUACCACAACAUAGAUAUACAGCCCUGUCCCUUUACAUAGAAACACCACAACAUAGAUAUACAGCCCUGUCCCUUUACAUAGAAAUACCACAACAUAGAUAUACAGCCCUGUCCCUUUACAUAGAAGUACCACAACAUAGAUAGAAUCUAGUCCUUAAUUUACCCCCCCCUCCCCCCGAUCACCUUCACAAACUGUUAUGUAAUGUUCAUUGGUGUGUGUGUGUGUUAAUGCAGACUGUAAUGUAAUGGUCAUUGGUGUGUGUGUGUGUUAAUGCAGACUGUAAUGUAAUGGUCAUUGGUGUGUGUGUGUUAAUGCAGACUGUUAUGUAAUGUUCAUUGGUGUGUGUGUGUUAAUGCAGACUGUAAUGUAAUGGUCAUUGGUGUGUGUGUGUUAAUGCAGACUGUUAUGUAAUGUUCAUUGGUGUGUGUGUGUGUGUGUGUGUGUGUGUUAAUGCAGACUGUUAUGUAAUGUUCAUUGGUGUGUGUGUGUUAAUGCAGACUGUUAUGUAAUGUUCAUUGUGUGUGUGUGUGUGUGUGUGUGUGUUAAUGCA